This is a messenger RNA of Bactrocera dorsalis (oriental fruit fly), 1007 nucleotides long. Its product is annotated as nucleolin. The record is from RefSeq and is a predicted model, not a curated record. Bases 105 to 983 code for a protein of 292 amino acids. NCBI's taxonomy places the organism in Eukaryota, Metazoa, Arthropoda, Insecta, Diptera, Tephritidae. Gene Ontology annotation, molecular function: nucleic acid binding. The transcript has a single exon.
GUAUAAUAUUAUACGUUCUCUGCAGCCGACGUUAAACAAAAUAAUAACACGUGCAGUAAUACCUAGUGUUUUUCUUAAAUUUAUAAAUCUAUUAAUUUUAAAUAAUGUCUUCUUCUGAGAGUGAUGAAUCCGAGAGAGAGAUGCAAACAGAUGACGAGGAGCAGGAAGAACCAGAUUUAGAUGCUAGUGACACCGAAUCUGAUGAAGGCGAUGAAGACGAAGAGAUGGAAAAUGAAUCCCAGAAAAAACUAUCGCUAGAGCAGAAGGUUGCCGAAGAUAUCACAAAAAAAUAUGCUGAACGUCAGGGCAAACAAUUGUAUAUAAGAUUCCCACAUAAACUGCCCGAAGAUGAUGAUGAGUUCCAGAAAGCCGCCAAAGCAUUAUCUCCAUUAAUAUUGAAAGCGCAUAAACCACGACAAAAACAUGCACGUUUUUGCUUGGUUGAUUUCGGUUCACGUGAAGAUCGCGAUACCGCCUUAAAAGCUAUAAAAGCAGCAGCAAAAACGGGCGGCACAAAAGUAAUUGUAUCAAUACCACGUACCGAGAGCGAUGAAUUCGUGCAAGAAUUAGUGCAACGUAAAGUGAAUACGUUGGAAAAGAAAAAGGCUAAAGCGCGUUUGAGACGUGCUAGCAAAUUAGCAUUGCGUUCGAAGAAUUUCACAUCCUCCAUUGUUAUAACGAACCUACCACAAAGCGCUUCAGCGGGAGAAGUCCGUAGAUUAUUUCCCAAUGCUGUUGAUGUACAUAUAAAACCACGCAAAGGCAAGUUAAUCGCCUCCAGUAUAGCGACGAUCACGUUACCCUCAACAAUGGAGGCGCGUGCUGCUAUGAAGAAGAAACAAUCAUUAGGUGGAACAGAGCUUAUUGUACGUUUCGAUACACAAAAAGCGAAAAAGAGCGGUGGAAAAGCGAAGAAAAAUAACAUUAAGAAGUCAUCAGCAAGUUCUGCGUCUAAAACAGAUGAAAUUAAAGUAUAUGAUUAAAUAAAAUUUUAUUUGUAAUUACGA